Molecule: messenger RNA, 788 nt
Organism: Hymenoscyphus albidus
Lineage: Eukaryota; Fungi; Ascomycota; Leotiomycetes; Helotiales; Helotiaceae
Source: the annotation of a GenBank genome assembly
AUGUCUUUGGCGGCAGACGACUACUUUGCUAUACAAAAUUCAAGUGAGUAUAUCUUUCUCAGCUUGAGAAAAUAAAACUCAAUAUACAGCAUAAGCUGACAAUGAAAACAGGUUGCUGGAGUCCGGCAAAUAUAGCGACAUGAAAAUUAAGUGUAGGGGCGAGACAUUCAAUGUCCACCGUAGCAUAAUGUGCCCUCAAUCACCUUAUUUUACAGCUGCCAUAGACUCCGGCUUCAGAGUAAGAUUCCAUGUUGCGAAUUUUCACUCCUUAUUACUGGCUAAUAAUAAAAUAUAUAAAACAGGAAUCUGAGAGCCACGAGAUUGAUCUUACCGAACAGGAACCGGAAAUGGUCGGACAAAUGAUUCGUUUCUUUUACGUCCAUGACUACGAUGACGGUAGAAAGGCUACUAGAGAAGAAGGGCCACUCAUGAACAAUACUACAUUAUAUGUCUUCGACGAUAAAUACGGUAUUCCGACCUUGAAGGAGAUAGUAGUAUCUAAAUUUAUGGAUUACCUAUCUUCAAGAAACCACCCAUCCUUGUUGAAAAGUCAAUCUUACCCGGAAAGCAUCGCUUUUGUCUAUGAUAAUACGGUAGAAACCGAUCGACUAUUGAAGGAUCGGAUGAUGCAAGCUGCCGUUGACAAUAUCAGAGAUUUGAUGAAGAGAAAGGAGGACGGAACCUCUUCAUAUUUCCGAGAGAUGCUCCGGAAAAUCCGACCGUGUUGGGUGAAGUCAAAAGAAUGUUUACCACAAGAUAUCCUUCUACUGCUAUGGGACGCACAGUAG